UUUAUUGAGGUAAUCAUUUGAUUUUCUGAGGUGAAGGAUUACAUUAACUAAUUUUCAAAUGUUAGACCAGUCUCGCAUACUUGGGAUAACUUCCACUUGGUUGUGGAAGUUAUAUAAUCCUUUUAUAUAUUAUUAGAUUUGAUUUACUAAUAUUUGUUGAAGAGUUUUUCAUCUAUGUUGGUCUAAUAGUAUUGUUGUAUUGUCUUUAUCUGAUUUUGUUCUUAGAGUAAUGCUGAUCCUACAAAUGAGUAAGGAAAUAGUCUUUCCCCUUUGGUCUUUUAGAAGAGGCUGCAGAGAAUUGGUAUAAUUUCUUCCCUUGGUAGAAUUCACCAGUGAACCUGAGAGCCUCAUGUUUUCUGUUUUGGAAGGUUACUAAUUAUUGAUUCAAUCUUUUAAAGUAAAUAUAGGCCUGUUCAGAUUAUGUGUUUCUUCUUGUGUGAGUUUUGGUAGGGUAUGACUUUCAAGGAAUUGGUCCUUUUCAUCCAGAUUAUCAAAUGUGUGAGUGAGUAUUGGGUUAUUUAUAAUAUUCCUUUAAUAUCAUUUUAAUGUCCUUUGGAUCUGUGGUGAUGUACUCUUAUUUCUGAUAUUAGUGAUUUGUGAUUUUCUUAGUCUAAUUAGACACUGGCACAGCUUUUGCUGUAUCCCACAUCUUUCAUAAAUUGUAUUUUCAUUUUCAUUUAGUUCAAAAUAUGUAAAAAUUUUUCUUGAAGUUUCUUCUUUGAUCCAUGCAUUAUUUAGAUAGAUGUUAUUUAGUCUUUUAAGUAUUUGGGGAUUUUCCAGCUAUGUAUUUUUCUGUUACUGAUUUAUAGUUUAAUUCCACUAUGGUCUGAGAGCAGAUAUUGUAUGAUUCUAUUAUUUUAAAUCUGUUAAGGUGUAUUUUAUGGCUCAGAACAUUGUAUGGCAAAUAAUGCUUUGUGUGAGCUUGAGAAAAAUGUGUAUUUUGUUGUCGGAUGAAGUACUUCAUAUAUGUUAAUUAUAUCUCUUCUAUUUUACCUGAUUCAUAUGUCUAAUUCCCCUCAUAGUUUGUUUGUUUAUUUAUUGAGACAGUAUCUCACUUUGUAAUUCAGGCUGGUCUUUAACUCAGUAUGUAGCCUCAGCUGGCUUGAAUUAAAGCAGUCCUCUGCCUCAGUGUCCCAAGUGCUGUGAUUACAGCUAUACGCCACUGUCCAGCAUCCUAAUAUGUUUGGUUCAACUGUGUCUUUGCUAAAUUUCUGCCUGCUAAUAUUUCCAUUUCUAAUAGAGGGAUGUAAAAGUUUCAUAUUAUAAUAGCGACUUAAUUUUUUUCUCUUUACAAUUGUGUCAGUUUUUGCCUAUGUGUAAUAUUUUAAUGCUGUGUUGUUAGGAGUAUUAAAAAUUAAGUGCAUGUAUAACCCUUAUGUGUAUUAAGGAUUGUUAUGUAUUGGAGUAUUGACCUCUGCAUUAUUUUAUAAUGCCACUUUUAAUUAAUUAAUUAAUUAACUUACUUAAACAACAGAAAUUUAUUUUCACACGGUUCUGGAGGCUGGAAGUCCCAGAUCAGUGUGCCAGCUGAUUUGGUUUCUUCUGGCCUGUCUCCUUGUCCUGGCAGAUGGUAACCUUCUUGGUACAUCUUUUUAUAUGGCGAAAGCCAUAUAAUAUAAUAUAAUCUAUGUGCCAUUAAUGCCACUUUUAAUCCUUGAUAACUUUUCUUCUUCUGAAGUCUGCUAUGUCCGAAAUUUAUAUAGUUUCACUUGCUUUCUUUUGAUUAGUGUUAGCUUGGUAUGUUUUUUCCCUUUACUGUUUAUUUGUGUGUCUUCCCCCUCCCCAGUGACUGACUGGAUCUCCUGGACCUUUUAACUCUCAGGAUUGUCCACACUGAACCUUUUGCAGUUCAUCAAUUAUGGUUUAGUUUUUCUGAUUCUGGCCCUAGUUCCCACAGGUUUGUGUUUUGGUCAGUUGUAGUCCUCUGAAUCUACCUGUCUUAAUUUCUCCUGUUUUGAGGGCAGCAAUGUACUUUGUGAUCUCAUUUGAUGGAUUCAAGAAUUGUUGACUUUGUGAUCUCAUUUGAUGAGAUACUUUGUGAUCUCAUUUGAUGGAUUCAAGAAUUGUUGACUUAGUUUGUCCAGAGUAUUACCUAUUAAGAUGAAGUGGUACUGCUAAGAUAUUUGCUGAACUGGAAAUAAGAAGAACUAAAGUGGGGUGCAGAAGAAACCACCAAAUCGUUAAAGGCAGCACAAGAAUCUCAGUGCUUCCAGUUGCAGCCAGCAGGUUACAGGCCUGAGGGACAGUCUCAGAAGCAACGAGUGAAGAAUUCAUGCUCUGACCUCCCUGAGCAUCUAAAUGCCAAGAUGGCAUCACAUCUCUUAAAAGAGAGUGCUGUCCUUACUCCUCGAGUCCCUACUCUUCCAAAGAUGGGUAGUGUUGGAGAUUGGGAGGUGACAGCUGAGUCCCAGGAAGCCCCGGGCCCUAGCAAACAUGAUGAGAAGGAAUUCUGCAAGGACCCUGCAAGAGAUGACUGUGGGAGCGGCAUACGUCUGGCAGUUCCAGUUUUGAAACCAAGUGUCACUUCCCAGCUAGAGCAAGGACCAGAAUUCUGGGAUAUAAACUUUAUAAAUUCUGUGAAAAGGAGCACUGCUGAUUACAGACUGGAUAAUGAACCAACAAAACCAGCUCAGGCAUUGGCCUUAAAGGACUGUAGAGCCUGGGAAGAACAAUACCAAUGGGAUGUGGAGGACAUGAAGGUGUCAGGUGUUCACUGGGGCUAUGAGGAGACAAAGACUUUCCUGGCAAUCUUGAGCGAGUCUUCUUUCUCUGAAAAACUUCGGACUUGUCACCAGAACCGCCAGGUGUACCGGGCUAUUGCUGAGCGGUUAAGGGCACGCGGCUUUCUGCGGACACUGGAGCAGUGUCGCUACAGGGUCAAAAACCUCCUACGGAAUUACCGGAAAGCCAAGAGCAGCCACCCACCAGGGACAUGCCCCUUUUAUGAGGAGCUGGAGGCCCUGGUGAGGGCUCGGACAGCCAUGAGAGCCACAGGUGUCUCAGGAGAGGCUGUGACACUCCCCAGGCUGGGGGAUAGUGAUGCUGAGAUGGAUGAGCAGGAGGAAGGGGGCUGGGAGCCUGAGGAAACAACAGAUGACUAUAAUAGUGCUGGCCUGGCUACUAAUGAGUCUUCGCAGGGGCCCAGGAUUGCAGGUGGCCCAGCACUGCUCCAGAAUCGUAUUGCAGGUGUGCACUGGGGCUACGAGGAGACCAAGGCUUUCCUGGCAAUUCUCAGUGAGUCCCCCUUCUCUGAAAAGCUUCGUACCUGUCACCAGAAUAGCCAGGUAUAUCGGGCCAUUGCAGAGCGGCUGUGUGCACUGGGUUUCAUGCGGACACUGGAGCAAUGUCGCUACAGAUUCAAAAACCUUCUUCGAAGCUACCGGAAAGCCAAGAGCAGCCACCCACCGGGAACAUGCCCCUUCUAUGAGGAGCUGGACUCACUCAUGAGGGCUCGGACUGCGGUCAGAGCCAUGGAGACUGUCAGGGAGGCAAUAGGUCUUCCUAGGUCUGGGCAGAACAGCACUGAGGCAGAUGACCAGGAAGCCUGGAGUGAGAUGGCAGAUGAAGAUGCCAUCAAACCUCCAACCCCAUGUCCUAAAACUCCAGAUACUGGUUUUGAGUUGAGGCAUAAGGAUGAAGACCAGAUUUCAGAGCAGGAAACUUUUGGUGAUUUACCUGGAGCCUUACCAAAAUAUACUACAGAGGCUGUUUACUCCCCUCAUGACUGGGGAGAAGACAGUGAAAAUGAAAAUGAAGGUGAAGGGAUAUGGGGUAAUCCUCCACAAAAACAGUGGGAAGAGUGUUCUUCUGAGGAGGAUUUAGAAAAACUUAUUGAUCAUCAAGGCCUGUACCUUGCAGAGAAACCCUACAAGUGUGAUACAUGUGUGAAAAGCUUCAGUAGGAACUCACACUUCAUUGCCCACCAGCGGAUCCACACAGGUGAGAAGCCUUAUGCAUGCCUUGAAUGUGGAAAAAGCUUUAGUGACCUCUCUAACCUCAGUACGCAUCAGAGAAUCCACACUGGAGAGAAGCCCUACAGAUGCCUUGAAUGUGGAAAAAGAUUUAGUGAUCACUCUAAUCUCAUCACCCACCAGAGAAUCCACAUGGGGGAAAAGCCCUAUAAAUGUGGGGAAUGUUGGAAAAGCUUCAACCAGAGCUCAAACCUUGUAAAACAUCAGCAAGUCCACUUGGGAGGAAGUCCUGACCAUUGUAGUGAAACUGGAGAGAGCAUUGAUCAAAGCCCAUCUGUUAGUGCUCACUGGAGGGAUUCCACAGAGGAGACAGUUGAGCCAUUUUGUAGUGCUGGGACGAACUUGAACUCUCCUGCACCUCACAGCACCAAAUUGGAGGAGAAGCUGUAUCGAUGCUUGGAAUGUGGAAGACGCUUCUCAAAGAGCUCCGCCCUCAUUAGUCACCAAAGAAUCCACACAGGAGAGAAACCUUAUGAGUGUGCUGAAUGUGGGAAAAGCUUCAGUAAGAGUUCCACUCUCUCCAACCACCAGCGAACCCACACCGGGGAAAAGCCAUAUAAGUGUGUGGACUGUGGGAAAUGCUUCAGUGAGCGUUCCAAGCUCAUCACCCACCAGAGAGUACACACAGGAGAGAAGCCCUACAGAUGCCCAGAGUGUGGGAAGUUCUUCCGGGAUCGUUCUAACCUCAUCACUCACCAGAGGAUUCACACAGGAGAGAAGCCCUAUAAGUGCAGAGAGUGUGGGAAAUGCUUUAACCAGAGCUCCAGUCUUAUUAUUCAUCAGAGAAUCCACACUGGGGAGAAACCCUAUAAGUGCACAGAGUGUGGCAAAGACUUCAAUAACAGCUCCCACUUCAGUGCCCAUCGGAGAACCCAUGCAGGUGGCAAAGCACUGUAGAAGAACCCCCUCAGCAGAGGAGUGAUACAUGUAUAUUUACAUCUCCCAAGAUCAUAAGACCUAAACUAGCAAGAAAUCUUUCAGUUUUUAAGCUUGGUGUGUAGCCAGAGAAGUUUUGGUAAAAUCCAGGUAGUUUGAAAGUGAAUUACAAAUAAUAAGGAUCCAGAUUUGAUGGCACUUUGUUUCUCAAGUAUAAUUUGUUUUUUUCCUGUUAAAAUCCCGCAUAUAAUUCUCAGGCUAUCCUUAUAUCUGCUGUUGCAUAAGAGCUUUAUCAGUAUUUGAGCCAGACUGGUGACUUAGGGGAUUAGAGUGAAAUCAGUGGCCUGGAGCAGUGAUUUCAGACCCUGCUGUGCCUUCACACUGCCAAUGUGUGCAAAACCCCUCUCUGCCAUCUCUCACACAUUGCACUUUGCAGUCAGGGUUAUG
Messenger RNA from Chinchilla lanigera (long-tailed chinchilla), 5294 nucleotides. It is a transcript of the gene Zscan20, whose product is annotated as zinc finger and SCAN domain containing 20. The coding region runs from base 2307 to 4868 and encodes 853 amino acids. Lineage: Eukaryota; Metazoa; Chordata; Mammalia; Rodentia; Chinchillidae. The record is from RefSeq and is a predicted model, not a curated record. The transcript is spliced from 7 exons.